AUGUCGGAAGUGGACCGCUAUUCAGAGGUUUCUGGGUCUCAGAUCAACCUUGAUAAAUGCGAAGAUCUAGAGCCUCAGAAAACUGUCAAAGUUCUCGGCAUCAAUUUUGGACAGGAUGAGGACUAUCAUCAGAAAAAUUGGGAAGGCAGACUGAAAGAUGUCGGUCAGAGGGUGGACCGCUGGAAGGGCAACGAUCAUCACGUGGCUGACCUUGGCCUGCCACAUUUUCUGGUGGAGAAUGCGGGCACCAAACAACUCCUAGCUGCAGAUCGCGACACGGAGACCAGGACCCAGGAAGACCGCGAUCCUAAUUCUCUUGAAGGUACACAUUCUCUAGUUCCUGGAGAUUGGGUAGUCCUGAAGAGGCAUGUAAGAAAGACCCUGGAGCCAAGGUUUGACGGUCCAUAUCAGGUGCAACUGACCACACCCACCGCCGUCAAGCUGAACGGGAGACCAGUCUGGGUCCAUGCAAGUCACUGCAAAAAGGUUCUGAAGACAGACAGUCACGAACAGGUGAAAGGAGGAAAACAUACAAAUUCCAUUUGGCAACUACAUCAACAGACUGCCAAGCAGCUGAAUACUACUGACUGUUGGAUAUGCUCUCAUAUCCCUGCCAACUACAAGGGAAUCCCUCUGAUAGGUGUUCCAAUCUCUAUGAAUGAUUUGAAUCUCACAGACUAUAGCUAUGAUGUUCAAAUAGAUGUAGAUCACACCUCACAUAAUGCUGUUUCUGAUCAAGGGAUAUACUUAGAGAUUACUGGUAUAAUCUCUCCGCCCACUAUAUGUUUGGGGCCUAUGUUUGUGAACCAUAUAGCUAAGAUAAAGGGCCGUUUUGUCAGUUUACCACAGAUAUAUGUGGGGGAAACAGAUUGUAGAAAUGCUACUCUGAUAUUCAAUAUGGAAUUUAGGAAGACUUCAUGUGACAUAGUUAAUACUAACUGUAAUAGUUGUGUUUCUGUCCAACUAUGA
Bufo gargarizans (Asiatic toad) is the source of this 969-nucleotide messenger RNA. RefSeq lists its product as uncharacterized. NCBI's taxonomy places the organism in Eukaryota, Metazoa, Chordata, Amphibia, Anura, Bufonidae. The coding region runs from base 1 to 969 and encodes 322 amino acids. The record is from RefSeq and is a predicted model, not a curated record. The transcript has 4 exons.